UGGUUUGUGUCAUUGAAUUUACAAAAUACAGGUUCUAUACAGCUGACUUAGUCGAUUGGAUCCAACUACAGUUUUUGGAUUUCAUCUAUGGAUCUCCUCCAGUGAGGUUUUCACAUGAUUCUCUCCAGUUUUAAUCUCCACCUUUAAAUGCAUCUUUUCCCUUUUUUCUCUUUCUCUCUCAUUGCAAAUCAAGAGAUGGAAAUUCACUGGACUAUAUAUAUGCUAAAACCACCUUACUUGAAUCAUCAAAUCAAGAGUGAUAGUGUUUGAUUUCUUGCUCACUCUUUCACUUCACAAACAACUAUUCUUUUCUUUUGCAAUGACUUUUUCCUUUGGGAAUGUGUUUCCAGCCAAUGUUAAAGUUCUUGUGAUUGAUCAUGAUAUCCAUCUUCUCAAUGCUAUUGAGAAAAAAUUGUCUCAAUUCAAUUACCAAGUUACGACAUGCUGGACGGUUUCUUCAGCCAUGAAUUUGAUAGCACAAAAGGUGCAUUUUGAUUUGGUACUACUUGAAACUCAAAUGCCCGACAUGGAUUCAUUUGAUUUCUUGCAACAAUUGACACAACAAAUCGAUAUUCCUGUCAUUAUGACGAUGUGUUCUGAAGGAUCAACAACUGGAAUAUUGAAUGCAAUUGAAAAUGGAGCUUGUGACUGUUGGGUCAAGCCAUUCUCUGAAAAUCAAGUAAAGUAUAUGUGGCAUCAUGCUGUUAGGAAAAUGAUGAAAGGAAAUAAAAAACAAAAAAUCAAUGAGCAAUUGGGGGUUGAAGGUAGCCAAAUAAGGGCAAGAGAUGAUUCAAAUUUAUGCUUAAAUGACGAAGAUAUACCCGAACCACCCCCGACAAAGAAGACAAAGAAGAGAAAGAAGACGAAGAAGACGAAGAAGGAGCGUGUGGUAUGGUCUUUAGAAUUACAUGAGCAAUUCAUGAAGGCUGUUAAAGAACUUGAUGCUUCCAGUUCCAGUUCCAGUUCCAAGGCGGUGCCAAAAACAAUUCUUGAACAUAUGAAGGUGCCUGGACUUACAAGGGAGCAGGUAGGCAGUCAUCUUCAGAAAUAUAGAUUAUAUUUAAAUAAACAUCAACAAGAACAUGAGCAAGCUCUCCUGGUUGUGGAAUCCAACAGUUCACAUGAUAGAUCUCCAAAACUUUAUUUUCAAGCUUAUGAUGCUUCUGCUCAUGCUGUUGUAUUAGAAUCAUCACAGUGGUCUCACAAUUCUCAUGUUGCAGAACAACAAUAUCCAAUGGCAUAUGCUUGCAGUUCUCAACAAGUUCCCAGAAAAUUGUUACCAAGGCAUUUUCCUCAACAACCCAACAUGAACCUACAUCAUGGAUAUGCAACAUGGGAGCAACAACUUCCAAGUGAAUAUUAUAUAGCUGAUCACGCAGUUGGUCUUGGAAGCUUGACAGCGAAUAAUAGUAAUGCAAUGCUUCAGCAGGAAGAAGAUAUUAAUAAUCAACAACAAUCACCAAUGCAUGUUCCUCAUAUGAAUAAUGCAGUUAAUGAUGGUGUAUCGAGUGUGGACAACAUCGUGGAAGUGAAUAAUACUAUAACAGAUUUCGGUGAAGCUACAAUGCAAGUGGAGAUUGGUCCUCAGGUUCAAGAGCUAGAAAGGGUGGUAGCUGGUCCUCAAGAUCAAGAGCUAGGAAGGGUGGUGGCUGGUCCUCAGGCUCAACCUCAAGAGCUAGAAAGGGUGGUAGCUGGUCCUCAAGAUCAAGAGCUAGGAAGGGUGGUGAUUGCUCCUCAGGCUCAACCUCAAGAGCUAGGAAGGGUGGUAGCUGGUCCUCAUGCUCAAGAGCUAGGAAGGAUGGUUGCUGCUCCACAGGAUCAACCUCAAAAGCUAGGAAGGGUGAUGGCUGCUCCACAUGCUCAGCCUCAAAAGCUAGGAAGGGUGGUGGCUGGUCCUCAGGCUCAACCUCAAGAGCUAGAAAGGGUGGUAGCUGGUCCUCAAGAUCAAGAGCUAGGAAGGGUGGUGAUUGCUCCUCAGGCUCAACCUCAAGAGCUAGGAAGGGUGGUAGCUGGUCCUCAUGCUCAAGAGCUAGGAAGGAUGGUUGCUGCUCCACAGGAUCAACCUCAAAAGCUAGGAAGGGUGAUGGCUGCUCCACAUGCUCAGCCUCAAAAGCUAGGAAGGGUGGUGGCGGGUCCUCAAGCUCAACCUCAAGAGCUAGGAAUGGUGGUGGCUGGUCCUCAGACUCAAGAGCUAGGAAGGGUGGUUGUUGCUCCACAGACUCAACCUCAAAAGCUAGGAAGGGUGGUUGCUAGUCCUCAAGCUCAGGCUCAAGAGCUAGAAAGAGUGGUGGUUGCUCCACAUGCUCAACCUCAAGAGCUAGGAAGGGUGGUGGCUGGUCCUCAAGCUCAGCCUCAAGAGCUAGGAAUGGUGGUGGCUGGUUCUCAGACUCAAAAGCUAAGAAGGGUGGUUGCUGCUCCACAGACCCAACCUCAAAAGCUAGGAAGGGUGGUGGCUGGUCCUCAGGCUCAAGAGAUAGGAAGGGUGGUGGCUUCUCCACAUGCUCAACCUCAAGAGCUGGGAAGGGUGGUUGCUACUCCACAGGCUCAACCUCAAAAGCUAGGAAGGGUGGUGGCUGGUCCUCAAGCUCAGCCUCAAGAGUUAGGAAUGGUGGUGACUGGUUCUCAGACUCAAAAGCUAGGAAGGGUAGUGGCUGGUCCUCAGGCUCAAGAGCUAGGAAGGAUGGUGGCUGCUCCACAAACUCAGCCUCAAGAGCUUGGAAGGGGAAAGAGGUAUAAGAAGGCUAACACAAGAUAUACUCAAUGAGGGUGUUUAAGGAAGGUUGGCACAUAGUAGGAUGAGGCAUUCAAUGACAACAUAUCAAUCCUCUCUUUUGGAAUCUCGGCUUGCUUUUCUCAUUACUUUCUUAUAUAAUUAGAAAAGAGUAUUAUCACAAUUGUUGAGGUUCAACUAUAAAUUUCAUUUACCAUCCAUUACAGAUGUUCAUCAUCAUAAAACUAGCAUGUUGUUUUUGGUAGUUUUUGAUAUGCAGUGUGGGAUAGAACUUUCAACUACACAUAAUUUAUAGGUCACUCAUUUUGGUAAUGAGGUUGUAAUUUGAACUUAUAGGUUUAUAAAUUUAUAUUAUGCUUUGC
This is a messenger RNA of Medicago truncatula (barrel medic), 3093 nucleotides long. Its product is annotated as transcription factor SPT20 homolog. Lineage: Eukaryota; Viridiplantae; Streptophyta; Magnoliopsida; Fabales; Fabaceae. Gene Ontology annotation, biological process: cytokinin-activated signaling pathway; phosphorelay signal transduction system. The transcript is spliced from 5 exons. Gene Ontology annotation, molecular function: DNA binding. The coding region runs from base 320 to 2764 and encodes 814 amino acids. The record is from RefSeq and is a predicted model, not a curated record.